Candidozyma auris is the source of this 1392-nucleotide messenger RNA. RefSeq names its product tRNA (guanine-N2-)-methyltransferase. NCBI's taxonomy places the organism in Eukaryota, Fungi, Ascomycota, Pichiomycetes, Serinales, Metschnikowiaceae. Gene Ontology annotation, biological process: methylation. Gene Ontology annotation, molecular function: nucleic acid binding. Gene Ontology annotation, cellular component: cytoplasm. The record is from RefSeq and is a predicted model, not a curated record. Bases 1 to 1392 code for a protein of 463 amino acids. The transcript has a single exon.
AUGCCUCGCGUUUAUCGCAUCUCAGAACUCAUCGCAUGGUCCACAGGCAUGAAAGACUACAUUAUUAGCUUUGCGCAGGCAUUUCCUAAUUUCAGAGUAGCUGAGUUGGAGUCACUAGCCGAUCUAAAUGGCAUAAAUAUAGAUUUGAGUGGGCAUGAUGAAAAGAAACCGUUUAUGAAAGUUCAACUACAAGACGAUGAGCAGGCAAGACGACUCAUCAAGAGGUCAAUUCUUGCGAAAGGCAUAUACGAGCUUUGGGGCGAGGGGAAUGAUUUAGCAUCGCUCCACGAAAGUAUUAAAGCAAACGCUCUGGAAAAGUUCGAAACCUACAGGCAUAACACCUUCAGGUUUGAUUUCGUCAGUUUCAUGGGAGCCAAGACCACUGAGGAAAAGAUCGAGACCAUUGAUACUUUCAAGUACUUAGGAUUUCAGGGCAAAAUUCGCUUGAAGAAUCCCGAGGUCAUAUUCUCGGUUUUGGAAGAAUACUAUGUGUGUGGUCAAGAGAAGGCAGACAAACCUGAACACCUCUGGUUCGGUAGACAGGUCGAAAUAAGCGCAAGAUCCGAAGGGGUGGUAGAACAGUAUGAUUUGAAAAAGAGGAAAUAUAUCGGGACCACGUCGUUUGACGCCGAAUUGGCGCUUGUCACUUGCAAUAUUGCACAAGUAAAACCCGGAAAGGUCAUCUACGAUCCUUUCACUGGCACGGGGUCCUUUUUGGUUGCAGGAGCAUUCUUUGGCGGAUAUCCCUUGGGCACGGACAUAGACGCCCGGUCAGUGCGAGGCAAGGGACCCAACAACAAUCUCUAUUCGAAUUUCCGCCAAUACGGUACGGCUCUGCAGUUUCUUGACGUGUGGAUUAUGGACUUCACGAACAAUGCGCUUAGAAGGGAUUUUGUGAUAGACACAAUUGUGUGUGACCCUCCUUAUGGAGUGCGCGAGGGCCUUAAAGUAUGUGGAGCGAGGGAUCCGGCGAAGGCCGAAGGCAGAGAGCAUCAUAUUGUAGAGGGUGAACUCGGUUACAAGCGUCGGGACUUCCUUUUUCCAAAAAAACCUUACCACCUUGCCAAUCUUCUUGACGACUUGCUUGAAUUCGCGGCUGAGAGAAUGCCAGUGGGGGGUCGUUUGGCAUUUUGGAUGCCCACUGCCAACGACGAGUUUGUCGAGCACCACAUUCCACAGCAUGAGCGCUUGGAGCUCUUGUAUGUACUAGAGCAGGAGUUUAACAAGUGGUCUAGAAGACUUGUGGUGUUUGUCAAAAGAGACGAGAACUUCAAAGGCGAGACAAUUAAUCGCAUGCGCAGUGAGGGAGUCACGCAUUUUAGAGACCGCUACUUCAAAAGCUUUAAUGAAAAAAGCAAGCAGCCGUCAUUUCCAGUUCAGGGAGAGGUCUAG